AUGUCAAAGCGUCGAUUGACUGAAGAGGCCGCGGAUGAGCGUCAUAUUAUGCGCAUAAUGCCACUGGGCGCAGGAAAUGAGGUCGGUCGAUCAUGCCUUGUGCUCAAGUUUAAAGGCAAGACGAUCAUGCUUGACUGUGGUGUCCAUCCAGGCUACUCGGGGCAUGGUAGUCUGCCGUUCUUUGAUGGCGUGGAGGCCGAAGAAAUUGAUCUAUUGCUUAUCACACAUUUCCAUAUUGAUCACGUAGCAGCUUUACCACAUUUUACAGAAAAGACAAACUUUAAGGGUCGUGUAUUCAUGACGCACCCUACGAAAGCCGUGAUGCAAAUGAUGUUACGUGACUUUUUACGCGUGUCGAAUAUUUCAGUGGACGAUCAGAUUUAUGAUGAUAAAGACUUGAAUAAUUGUGUGUCUAAGGUCGAGAUUAUUGAUUUUCAUCAAGAAAUGAUGCACAAUGGUAUUAAGUUUACGCCCUAUAAUGCUGGUCACGUGCUAGGCGCGUGUAUGUAUUUGAUUGAGAUUGGUGGAGUCAAAGUACUGUACACGGGAGAUUACUCACUUGAAAAUGAUCGUCAUCUCAUGGCAGCAGAGCUACCAGCAUGCUCUCCAGAUGUGCUGAUUGUUGAGUCAACCUAUGGUGUACAAGUGCACCAGUCAGUUGUGGAACGUGAGGGACGUUUUACGGGACAGGUUGAAGCUGUGGUACGUCGUGGUGGACGUUGCUUGAUUCCUGUGUUUGCACUUGGACGCACGCAGGAAUUGCUGCUAAUUCUUGACGAACACUGGCGCUUGCAUCCGGACUUGCAAGAUAUUCCGAUCUAUUUUGCAUCCAAACUUGCUGCCAAAGCGCUGCGUGUGUACCAGACGUACAUCAAUAUGAUGAAUGACCGUAUUCGCAAGCAGAUUGCUAUCUCAAACCCGUUUCAGUUUGAGCAUAUCUCGAACCUGAAAAGCAUGGAAGAUUUUGACGACUCUGGCCCGUGCGUAGUGAUGGCUAGUCCUGGUAUGCUGCAAAGCGGUGUAUCGCGACAACUCUUUGAGCGUUGGUGUUCGGACAAGCGCAAUGCUUGUUUAAUUCCUGGUUAUGUCGUUGAGGGCACGCUUGCAAAGAAGAUUCUCUCGGAGCCGACGGAAAUUGCAGCAUUAGAUGGACGCAUCAUUCCCAUGAACUGUACAGUGGAAUACAUUUCAUUCUCGGCCCACGCAGACUUUGUGGGUACGAGUGGCUUUGUGGAAAAGCUUACACCACCGAAUAUUGUGCUAGUUCACGGUGAGAAGAAUGAGAUGAUGCGUCUGAAGUCGGCACUGAACAAGAAGUUUAACGAUCCCAAAAUUUACCACCCAAACAUAUCUACUCCAGCCAAUAUGCAGGAGAUUGUGCUAGAGUUCAAAGGUGAGAAAAUUGCCAAGGCUAUUGGAUGCUUGGCGAGCGAUCAGCCGAAGAAUGGCAAUUUGAUAUCCGGUCUCCUGGUAGAGGUUGAUUCUCAGACGCACUUGAUGGACAAGGCGGAUCUUUCAACAUAUACGAAACUCAUUUCUGGUAGCAUCACGCAGACGCAGCACGUGCCAUUUGAGUACAACUCGUUCGACGUCCUGGUCACCUUUCUUCGUCAGAUGUACGAGGACGUUGUGCAUCUGGAAAAUGAAAACCGUGUUGUGGUGUGCAAGCAGGUGGUCGUGACACGAUGCGCUGUUGCUAAGGGUGCCACCGAGAAACUCACUGUGGAAUGGACUUCUGCGCCGACUGCCGACAUGAUUGCAGACUCGGUGGUUGCGCUCGCUAUGCAUGCGCAGGCAAGCCCAGCCAGCUUCAAGCUUAGUCACCAGCCUAUAGCCGCGUGCCCACAUGAUCACUCAAAGAAGAACGACUGUUGUAAUGAAGCUGUAAAUGGCAAGGAUAGCCGCGUGAAAGCUGAAAAAGCAGAAGCAGAAGCUUCUAUUGUGGAGGACACGGGUUGUACUGACGACUCUGGACUGGAGCAGCCUGUCAAGAAGGAGAUCGAGGCAGAACUGGAGAAGGCUGCACAAGAAUUAGGCGAAGCUGAUCAAGAUGCAUUGAACUUGCUGAUUGUGUUCCGCCUUCUGAAAGACCAAUAUGGCGACGUUGAUUUGGAUUUUGAGACAAACAAGAUUCAUGUGCGAACACCGAGUGGCGUCGAUGCCGUCGUUGAUCAUUCCUCGCAGGAAGUCGAGUGCAAAGAUGCUGCUUUCAAGCUAAAGCUGCAAUCGACAAUCCGGCGUAUUGAAGGUGCGCUUAAGCCUAUUGCAACAUCGUAG
Peronospora belbahrii is the source of this 2277-nucleotide messenger RNA. Lineage: Eukaryota; Oomycota; Peronosporomycetes; Peronosporales; Peronosporaceae. The record is from the annotation of a GenBank genome assembly.